Molecule: messenger RNA, 1788 nt
Organism: Catharus ustulatus (Swainson's thrush)
Lineage: Eukaryota; Metazoa; Chordata; Aves; Passeriformes; Turdidae
Exons: 14
Coding region: 1-1788 (595 amino acids)
Biological process (GO): regulation of cell population proliferation
Source: RefSeq, a predicted model, not a curated record
AUGGAGAACAACCUUAAUGGGCAGCCCAGUGAAAACUCAAACCACUCUGAGAUCAGGGUCAGCACCUACCCAAAGGAUGGGUCUGAGGCCUGGAAAACCAUCUGGGACUUCAAGACAUCUCAGCAGCAGCAGACAAAUCAAAACGAACAAAUCAUCUUUGGUGGAGAUGCCCACAUCACUAUCACUGGUAUCUCACAAGCUGUGAAGAUCAAUGGUCAAACAAGGGUGGCAAUCAUUGAGCAAAAGACCAACAAUUUAUCAUGGAAAACGAUCUGGAACUACAACACGGGCGUCAUUGCAACCAAAGUCCUGCAACAGAACACCUGCUACAUUUCUCACAUGAACAGAAGAGAGAUGCCCAGCUUUGAAAAUAUAGCCCGACUGGCUGCAGAGAGCAGGAACCUGCUUGGACUUGGAAGAACAACCAGGAAGAUCACCUUUGUCACCAAUGGAUUGGUCAACAACCUCAGCUCUUAUGGCAUUGAAAUCACCGCUAUGUGCAGUGGACUCACCACCUACUUGGCCUAUGAAGUUCACAGACCCCAGGUGACUCUGGGAUCAUGCACCACCCUUGAUGUCCUGAGAGCUGUGGAGCUUCAGUACUGCAAUAGCAAUGGACAAUGGAAUGGCAUUUGGAAUGGCAAUGGCAUAUGGAAUGGCAGUGGCAAUUGGAACAAUGAGCUGCUGCCCAAAGAGAACCGUGAUGCCCUUCUUUCCUGCCAUCCCGUCCUUGAGAGCUUCCUGCUGGAGGCUGCUGAUGCUUUAAACAGAUCUCAGCAGAUUCCAGACAUCCUCCUCAACAACACGCAAGUCAUCAUUGGUGGCCAUUCCCAAAUUGUGACCAUCAACAGGCAAUGGCGCGUGGCAAUCAUUGAGCAAGUGAGCAUCAGUGGAUCCUGGAAAACCAUCUGGAACUACAACACGGGCGUCAUUGCAACCAAAGUCCCACAACAGAACACCUGCUACAUUUCCAUCAUGAACAGAAGCGAGAUGCCCCGCUUUGAUAAUCUGGCCCGCCUGGCACAAGAGAGCAGGAACCUACUUGGACUUGGAAGAACAACCAGGAAGAUCACCUUUGUCACCAAUGGAUUGGUCAAUAACCUCAGGAACUAUGGAAUAGACAUCACCGCAAUGUGCAGUGGACUCACCACCUACUUGGCCUACGAAGUUCACACUUUCCAAGGACCCCAGGUGACUCUGGGAUCAUGCACCACCCUUGAUGUCCUGAGAGCUGUGGAGCUUCAGUACUGCAUUGGCAAUGGCAGUGUCAAUUUCCCGUCUCAGCAGAUUCCAGGCAAUCUCUUCAACAACACGCAAGUCAUCAUUGGUGGCCAGUCCCAAUUUGUGACCAUCAACAGGCAAUGGCGCGUGGCAAUCAUUGAGCAAGUGAGCAGCAGCGGAUCCUGGAAAACCAUCUGGAACUACAACACGGGUGUCAUUGCAACAAAAGUGAUGCCAGAGAGAACAUGCUACAUUUCCACCAUGAAUAGGAGUGAGAUGCCUACCUUUGCUGCACUUGUCAAAGUGGCUGCAGAGAGGAGGAACCAGAUUGGUUAUGGAAGACCUGCCGAGAAGAUCACCUUUGUCCCCAGUGGAUUGGUCAACAACCUCAGCUCUUACGGACCAGAUGUCUUCUCCAUGUGCAGUGGACUCACCACCUACAUGGCUCAUGAAGUUUACGGACCCGAAUACAAUCAACAAUCGUGCCUUGCACUUAAUGUCGUGAGACUUGUGGAGCUGAAGUACUGCAGAGGCAAUGGAGGCUUCAGGAAUCCUUACCUUUCUUGA